Molecule: messenger RNA, 2324 nt
Organism: Octodon degus (degu)
Lineage: Eukaryota; Metazoa; Chordata; Mammalia; Rodentia; Octodontidae
Product: zinc finger protein 883-like
Exons: 5
Coding region: 158-2005 (615 amino acids)
Biological process (GO): negative regulation of transcription by RNA polymerase II
Molecular function (GO): DNA-binding transcription repressor activity, RNA polymerase II-specific
Source: RefSeq, a predicted model, not a curated record
GGCCGACCAGAGCUGGGCUGGGCAGCGGCCUAAUAUGUGAAGUGUUUUGAAGAGGAUGGUCUAAGACCUUAGUUGCCUGUUCUCGCAUGACUUUCCCACAUUUGUCUUCUCAGCUAUCCAUCCAGACUAGUCUGUAUAUUUCCAAGAGGGACAGAACAUGAGGAAAUCUCUGGUGUUGGUGUCCUUUGAUGAUGUUUUUGUGAGCUUCACACGGGAGGAGUGGCAGGUCCUGGACAAUGCUCAGCGGGCCCUGUACAGGGACGUGAUGCUGGAGACCUACCGCAGUCUGGUGCUGUUGGGAGAGUGCAUCACUAAACCUGAGGUGAUCUUUAAGCUGGAGCAAGGAGCAGAGCCAUGGACGGGAGGAGAACCCCCAAACCAGAGUCCUCCAGAUGUCCAGGAAGUGGAUUACACAAUUAAGUCCAGCCACAACAGUGAAGGCAGACACUUGUGGCAAGUUGUUCUUACCACCAAUAACACAUCAGUUGAGGAGAGCAUCAAAUUUGGACUUGAGCUUAAAAUGCUUGAGUCAAAUUUUGGUCUGAGCUCAAACCAUUGGAGGAUUAUAAAUCCUGGAAACUCCUCAGCAGUGAAGCAUCUCCUUAAUGAGCCUGCUGAGCUGGGUGCUGGAGAGGAACUGGGCCAGUGUCAUCUAACUGGGAAAUCCCUGAGAUGUGAUGAGCAUUUUCGUCAGUAUUCCAAGAUUCUGACUGGGCAGCAGGAUUUUCAAUCUGGUACACAAUGGAAAGCCUUCACCAAGGAGGCAAAAUUAUUAAAAGAAUGUAUUACACAAGAGAAGGGUCCUAUGGGACAGGCCUGCUGGGAUCAUAUUGAAUCUGGGGAAGCCUGUGAGAAGCCUGCUCUCAUUGCUACAGUAGGAGGAAAACCUCUAUAUAAAAACUGUGAUCUCACUACACAUCAGACACACAUAAGGGAGAAAUCCUGUGAAUGUGGCAAAUGUGAGAAAGUCCUCAUUGUACAACAGAAGAACUGUUUAGAGAAAGAUCCCUGUGCAUUUGAUCAAUGUGAGAAAUCCUCCUACCGUAGGUCAUACAUUACUGUGCAGCAGAGUUUUUCUAGUGAGGAAAAGCUCUAUGAAUGUGAUGAAUGUGGAAAAGCCUUUCAGAGUAAGUCAGGCCUCAUGAAGCACAAGGGUAUUCAUACUUGGGGGAAGUUAUAUGCAUGUAAGGAAUGUGGGAAGUCUUUUUGCCGCAAGUCAGGUCUCACUAUUCAUGAGAAAAUUCACAGUGGGGACAAGCCGUAUCAAUGUACUAAAUGUACAGUAACCUUUUGCAAGAAGUCACAACUCCAGAGGCAUUGGCAAAGAAUUCACACAGACGAGAAACCCAAAGGUAGUAAUGAAUGUAAUGAAUGUGGAAAAUUUUUUCACCGAAAGUCACAUCUCAUAAAGCAUCAGCGUACACACACAGGUGAGAAACCCUAUGAAUGUGGUCAGUGUGGAAAAUUUUUUGGGCAGAAGAUACACCUCACAAAGCAUCAGCGCACACACACAGGUGAGAAGCCCUAUAGAUGUAGUUACUGUGGGAAAUCUUUUGGCCAGAAGAUACACCUCACUAAACAUGAGACAAUCCACACUAUGGAGAAGCCUUACAAAUGCAAUAAGUGUGGGAAAUUCUUUGGCCAGAAGACUUAUCUCAUUAAACAUCAGAUGACACACACUGGGGAAAAGCCCUACGGAUGUGAUCUUUGUGGAAAAUCCUUUGGUCAGAAGACUUACCUCACUAACCAUCAGAUGACACACACUGUGGAGAAACCCUAUAAAUGCAGUGACUGUGGGAAAUCCUUUGCCUAUAAGUCAUAUCUCGCUAAGCACCAGAUGACACAUACUGGGGAGAAACCCUAUGGAUGUAACCACUGUGGAAAAAGUUUUCGCCAGACUUCGCAUCUCAGCAAGCAUGAGAGAACGCAACAUGGGGGAGAAGCUUCUAGGAAAGUGGAAACUUGCUCAGAUCGCACCUCUGCAAGAAUCAGUGAGUUCACAUAGAAAAAAUCUUGUGUGGCAGAUAAUAGCUAUGUAUCCUUUGAAAACCAUUUCUUCUUCUUUGGGAUCCGUCUGUAUUUCCACACCUUGUUUUACUGUGGUCCAAGUUCUGUCUGGGGAAUACAAACACAUGUGGUGAGCACUAGUACAAGCCUGACAACAUAAAAACAAUGACUGUGAAGUCCUCAGGCUUCUCAUGUUUUAUGAGACUAAAGUGCUACUGACCCUCAGGCUGAUCUUAAAGUACAGGUGAGAGAUGGUCACCGAUUUAAGACAGAUGAGAAGAGAGAUUGUUUCACCUCUGUGUCAGAACCCUGUGUGU